GCCCUUCCUGCAAGUCUAGCUAUAGGCAGCGGGCAAACCAAGCCAAGCAGUUGAUCUCUCCCAAGGCGUGCACGCUGACGCGGUGAGCAAUGGCGGGUCGGGGAAGAGGCAGUGCAAGCGGCAGCAACGGCGCUCUGGUGGCCGCCGGCGCGGCGCUCCUGUGCGCGGCGGCGGUGCUCCUGGCGCCCGCCCCGGGCGCGGAGGCGGCGGGUGCGACGUACCUGGUGGGCGACGCUGCCGGGUGGACGCGCAACGUCGACUACGGCCAGUGGCUCGCCGGCAAGACCUUCCACGCCGGCGACAUGCUCGUGUUCAAGUACAACUCGACGUUCCACGACGUGGCGUGGGUGAGCAAGGGCGGGUACCGCCACUGCAUCGUGUCGCCCAAGGACCGCGCCCCCGUGUACCGCAGUGGCUACGACACCGUCCGGCUGCCUGCCGGCACGCACUACUUCAUCUGCGGCGUGCCGGACCACUGCCAAGCCGGCAUGAAGCUCGCCGUCAAGGUCUACUGACCGAGACCAACGACCAGGCGGCUCCGGGGCCGGCCGGGUGCUCUCCACCGACCACCGGCCUGUGACGUUGUUGGUAUGGUGGUCGCCGUCGUGUCGUUGCACGUUCGUGUGCAACGUUCUCUCUUUGUGUAGGUCGCGUGUUGUUGGAGUUGCGUGGGUUCAAUUGGCACGUACUCCAUGUAACAUGCCUGCGAUGAGUAAACCCUGAUGCCCUUAAUGUUAAUCAACAAGCCUGGAUCAUGGACGUACGUUAUCUCAAGGCUAAGUUAUCGAUGGUGGAGUCACGUGGAGAGCAAAAGAAAGAUGUCACACCGCAGCGUGUAUCGUGCCAGACGCCAUCCUUGGAAGUUGACUUUGAGCUCUACAAAUGGUCGAACAGAACUUUCCAAGUUCACAUGGAUUUUUUUUAACCUCCUAGUCUCUACAUACAGUCACAGUCCAUUCAGUACCCCGGAAGGCUUGCCCCCAGAGAUGGUCUCAUACGUUUUCUCCAAAAAAAUGUUUAUGCAAAGAUGAGUGAGCAAACUGAGCAUACUCACCUCAGUGUGCGUAUGGUCAACUUAGUUCAUUUGAGUUAGCUUCACAUCGGUCUAGUAAUAAAAAAAGGCGAUGCUAUCCUUCGGUUGCCUGAAAACGAGCUUGUUUUCAGGUAACCAAGGACGUCCGAUCAUUUCAGAUCGCACGUCGAUCUCCCGUUCAUCUUCUAA
This is a messenger RNA of Setaria italica (foxtail millet), 1222 nucleotides long. RefSeq names its product basic blue protein. NCBI's taxonomy places the organism in Eukaryota, Viridiplantae, Streptophyta, Magnoliopsida, Poales, Poaceae. Gene Ontology annotation, molecular function: electron transfer activity. Gene Ontology annotation, cellular component: plasma membrane. The record is from RefSeq and is a predicted model, not a curated record. The transcript has 2 exons. Bases 90 to 515 code for a protein of 141 amino acids.